Molecule: messenger RNA, 6488 nt
Organism: Hevea brasiliensis (rubber tree)
Lineage: Eukaryota; Viridiplantae; Streptophyta; Magnoliopsida; Malpighiales; Euphorbiaceae
Product: callose synthase 1
Exons: 43
Coding region: 344-6190 (1948 amino acids)
Biological process (GO): (1->3)-beta-D-glucan biosynthetic process
Cellular component (GO): plasma membrane; 1,3-beta-D-glucan synthase complex
Molecular function (GO): 1,3-beta-D-glucan synthase activity
Source: RefSeq, a predicted model, not a curated record
UGUUGGUUUCUUCUCCUCUUGCUUAUUGCAUUGCCAUUUGCCCCCCUCUUUUGGUGUCUUUCCCAGUUCCCAGUUUCCCACCUAUGAUAUAACCAUUCUCUCUAAGGACUGCCAUGUGCAUCUUUUAAUCUCUUUUGUUUAUGUACAUGUACACUGUAGAGAAUUUUGAAACUUUCUCUCUAUCUUUCUUUUCUUCUGUUCCAUAAAGCAGUCAGUUUUUGGAAACGGAAGUUUAUGGGUUGAUCAUGCAGAGCAUAACUUAAGAUUGUUCUUGAAAGUUGAAACUUUUGAUCCCUCCCUGGCAAACAAGGAGGAUUUAAACUGAUCACUGGUAGAGUUAAACAUGUCAAGUAGAAGGGGUUCGGAUCACCAACCGCCACUAAGGCGGAUUCAGCGGACCCAGACAGCCGGUAAUCUGGGUGAGUCCAUGUUGGACAGUGAGGUGGUGCCUUCUUCGCUGGUUGAGAUUGCUCCAAUUCUCCGUGUGGCUAACCAAGUGGAGGCUAGCAACCCUAGAGUUGCUUAUCUCUGUCGGUUCUAUGCCUUUGAGAAAGCUCACAGAUUGGAUCCCACAUCUAGUGGGCGUGGUGUUCGCCAAUUUAAAACUGCACUUUUACAACGUUUGGAAAAGGAAAAUGAAAUUACAAUGCAAGGAAGGACAAUGAGUGAUGCUCGAGAAAUGCAGAAAUUUUACCGGGAUUACUAUCAAAAGUAUAUUCAAGCUUUACAGAAUGCAGCUGAUAAAGCUGAUCGUGCCCAACUUACAAAAGCAUAUCAAACUGCUGCUGUCCUCUUCGAGGUUUUGAAGGCUGUCAACCAGACGGAGGCUGUGCCUGAUGAGAUUCUGGAAGCUCACACGAAGGUUGAAGAAAAGACAAAGAUAUAUGUACCUUACAAUAUUCUUCCUCUUGAUCCUGAUAGUCAAAAUCAGGCUAUCAUGAGAUUCCCUGAGAUUCGAGCAACUGUUUCUGCACUUCGAAACACCAGGGGUUUACCGUGGCCAAAGGGCCACAAUAAGAGUUUAAAUGAAGACAUUCUAGAUUGGCUUCAAGCUAUGUUUGGUUUUCAGAAGGAUAAUGUGGCAAAUCAGAGGGAACAUUUGAUUCUGUUGCUUGCAAAUGUGCACAUACGACUGUUUCCAGAGACUGAUCAGCAACCAAAGUUGGAUGACUGUGCUCUAACCGAUGUGAUGAAGAGACUGUUUAAGAACUACAAAAGAUGGUGCAAGUAUUUGGGGCGCAAAAGUAGCCUUUGGUUGCCAACCAUUCAACAGGAAGUGCAGCAAAGAAAAUUACUAUAUAUGGGUCUAUAUCUUCUUAUAUGGGGAGAAGCAGCAAACUUGAGAUUCAUGCCAGAAUGCCUUUGCUAUAUAUAUCAUCACAUGGCAUUUGAACUAUAUGGAAUGUUGGCUGGGAGUGUCAGUCCAAUGACGGGUGAGCACAUAAAACCAGCCUAUGGAGGUGAAGAUGAGGCUUUUUUGAGGAAAGUGGUAAAACCAAUAUAUGAUACAAUAGCAGAGGAAGCCAAAAAGAGUAAAGGAGGAAGGUCAAAACAUUCUCAAUGGAGAAACUAUGAUGAUUUAAAUGAGUACUUUUGGUCGGUUGAUUGUUUUCGAUUAGGUUGGCCCAUGCGUGCUGAUGCCAGUUUCUUUUGCCCUCCUCCAAGGGAGCUUCUAUUUGAUAAAGAUGAGGAGAAGAAACGAGUUAUUGGUGAUAGAUGGACUGGCAAAGUUAAUUUUGUAGAAAUACGAUCAUUUUGGCAUGUGUUCAGAAGUUUUGAUAGAAUGUGGAGCUUUUUUAUUUUGUGUUUACAGGCGAUGAUCAUCAUUGGUUGGAAUGGAUCAGGCAAAUUGAGUUCCAUAUUUGAGGGUGAUGUUUUCAAGAAAGUUCUAAGCAUCUUCAUAACUUCUGCUAUAUUAAAUUUUGCACAAGCUGUGAUUGAUGUAAUUCUGAGCUGGAAGGCAAAGCAGGCCAUGCCAUUUUAUGUCAAACUAAGAUACAUUUUGAAGGUUCUUUCAGCUGCAGCAUGGGUCAUAGUUCUACCUGUUACUUAUGCUUAUAGUUGGGAAAAUCCUCCUGGACUUGGCCAGACCAUUAAGAAAUGGUUUGGCAAUAGUCCAAGUUCACCUUCUUUGUUCAUUUUGGCCAUCCUUAUUUAUUUAUCUCCAAACAUACUCUCUGCAUUGUUAUUUCUGUUCCCAUUCGUUCGCCGGGUUCUUGAGCGGUCAAAUUAUAAAAUUGUGAUGCUCAUGAUGUGGUGGUCUCAGCCUCGUCUCUAUGUUGGAAGGGGAAUGCAUGAGAGCUCAAUUGCACUUUUUAAGUACACUAUGUUUUGGGUUCUCCUAAUUUUGUCAAAAUUAGCUUUCAGUUAUUAUGUAGAGAUUAAGCCUCUUGUUGGUCCAACAAAAGCUAUCAUGAAAGUUCACAUUGGAACCUACCAGUGGCAUGAGUUUUUUCCUCGAGCCAAGAACAACAUUGGUGUUGUGAUUGCAUUGUGGGCUCCCAUUGUCCUUGUCUAUUUUAUGGAUACACAGAUUUGGUAUGCUAUCUACUCGACCAUAUUUGGAGGUGUAUAUGGUGCCUUUCGCCGUCUUGGGGAGAUUCGGACAUUAGGAAUGUUGAGGUCUCGAUUCCAAUCAUUGCCAGGAGCAUUCAAUGCAUGCUUGAUUCCAGUUGAAAAGAGUGAAAAGAUCAAGAAAAAAGGACUGAGAGCUACUUUUUCUCGUAAAUUCACUGAGAACCUGCCCAACAAAGAGGAGGAGGAAGCAAGGUUUGCUCAGAUGUGGAACAAAAUAAUCACUAGCUUUCGGGAUGAGGAUUUGAUAAAUAAUAGGGAAAUGGACUUGAUGCUUGUCCCAUACUGGGCUGAUAAGGGUCUAGACCUCAUUCAAUGGCCUCCAUUUUUGCUUGCUAGCAAGAUCCCAAUAGCAUUGGACAUGGCAAAAGAUAGCAAUGGAAAAGACCGUGAACUGAAAAAGAGGUUGGCUUCAGACCAUUAUAUGCACUGUGCAGUUCGUGAGUGCUAUGCCUCAUUUGGAAGUAUCAUCAAAUAUUUGGUUCUUGGAGAGAAGGAAAGAAGGGUUAUAGAUGCUAUUUUCAUCAGAGUGGAUGAGUAUAUACAAAAUGACAUGCUGAUCAGGGAAUUGAAUAUGAGUGCUCUCCCGACCCUCUAUGAACAGUUUGUGAAUCUUAUUGAAUAUUUGAUAUCAAAUAAGGAAGAUGACAAGGAUAAGGUUGUCAUUCUUUUGCUUGACAUGCUAGAGGUGGUGACUAGAGACAUAAUGGAGGACGAGGUUCCUAGUUUGCUUGACUCAAGCCAUGGUGGAUCUUCUGGAAAACAAGAGGGAAUGACCUCACUUGAUCAACAGUACCAGUUUUUUGGUCAUCUCAAAUUUCCAGUGAAAGAGACAGAAGCUUGGAAAGAAAAAAUCAGAAGGCUUCACCUAUUGCUUACUGUGAAAGAGUCCGCUAUGGAUGUGCCAUCUAACUUGGAAGCUAGAAGGCGAAUUUCUUUCUUCUCCAAUUCAUUGUUCAUGGACAUGCCUAAUGCACCCAAAGUUCGCAACAUGCUUUCAUUCUCUAUCCUAACUCCUUACUAUGAUGAGGAUGUUCUUUACUCCAUAAAUCAACUAGAGAAUCCAAAUGAGGAUGGGGUUUCUAUCCUUUUUUACUUGCAAAAAAUCUUUCCAGAUGAGUGGACAAACUUUCUUGAACGGGUUGAAUGUGUUAGUGAGGAAAAACUCAGAGAAAGUGAAGAACUGGAAGAGAAACUUCGUUUAUGGGCAUCAUACAGAGGCCAAACAUUGACAAAAACUGUACGAGGCAUGAUGUAUUACCGCAAAGCUUUGGAACUUCAGGCCUUCCUUGAUAGGGCAACAAAUGAAGAAUUGAUGAAAGGCUAUAAGGUUGCUGAAUCAAGUAGAGAGGAAAAGUCAAAGAGUGAAAGGUCACUAUGGGCACAAUGUCAGGCAGAAGCCGAUAUGAAAUUCACAUAUGUUGUGUCAUGCCAGCAAUAUGGCAUUCACAAACGAGCAGCUGAUGCUCGUGCUAAAGAUAUUCUGAGGCUCAUGACAAACUAUCCAUCUCUUCGUGUAGCAUAUAUCGAUGAGGUUGAAGAAACUAGUAAAGAUAAAUCCAAUUCUAACAAGAUGGUUGAGAAGGUUUAUUAUUCAACUCUUGUCAAGGCUGGUCCUCCAACUGAGCCUAUUGAUUCGUCUGAGCCAGUUCAAAAUCUAGACCAGGUAAUAUAUCGGAUAAAGCUUCCUGGACCUGCAAUAUUAGGUGAGGGGAAGCCAGAAAAUCAGAAUCAUGCCAUUAUAUUCACACGGGGUGAAGGAUUACAAACAAUAGAUAUGAAUCAGGAUAACUAUAUGGAAGAAGCCUUCAAAAUGAGGAACUUCCUUCAAGAAUUUCUUCAAAAGCGUGAUGGUGUAAGAUAUCCAACAGUACUUGGACUGAGGGAGCAUAUUUUCACUGGCAGUGUUUCAUCUCUUGCAUGGUUUAUGUCAAAUCAGGAGACUAGUUUUGUUACCAUUGGGCAGAGAUUGUUGGCUAAUCCUUUGAAAGUGCGGUUCCACUAUGGUCAUCCAGACGUGUUUGAUAGACUGUUUCACUUGACUAGAGGGGGUGUCAGCAAAGCUUCUAAAGUCAUCAAUUUAAGCGAGGACAUAUUUGCAGGUUUCAAUUCAACAUUACGUGAAGGCAACAUCACUCAUCAUGAAUACAUUCAAGUUGGUAAAGGAAGGGAUGUGGGCCUUAAUCAGAUUUCUAUGUUUGAGGCAAAGAUAGCUAAUGGAAAUGGUGAACAGACAUUGAGUCGCGACAUUUACAGGCUGGGACAUCGAUUUGACUUUUUCAGAAUGCUGUCUUGCUAUUUUACUACUGUUGGUUUCUAUUUCAGUACCUUGUUAACUGUGCUCAUAGUGUAUGUAUUUCUUUACGGCCGCCUUUAUCUUGUUCUUAGUGGACUUGAAGAAGGGCUGAUUACUCAACCAGCUAUUAGAGACAACAAGCCUCUUCAAGUAGCUCUUGCUUCUCAGUCAUUGGUGCAGAUUGGGUUCUUGAUGGCCUUGCCAAUGAUGAUGGAAAUGGGUUUGGAAAGGGGAUUCCGUAGUGCAUUAAGUGAUUUCAUAUUGAUGCAAUUACAAUUGGCCCCUGUAUUUUUCACAUUUUCUCUUGGAACAAAGACUCAUUAUUAUGGAAGGACAUUGCUUCAUGGGGGUGCACAAUACCGAGGUACUGGUCGUGGUUUUGUAGUGUUCCAUGCCAAGUUUGCUGAUAACUAUAGGAUGUAUUCCCGCAGCCAUUUUGUCAAAGGGAUUGAACUGAUGAUUCUGCUACUUGUGUACCAUAUUUUUGGACAUUCAUAUAGAGGUGUAGUUGCAUACAUCUUAAUCACUGUAUCCAUGUGGUUCAUGGUGGGGACAUGGCUUUUUGCUCCUUUCCUUUUCAAUCCAUCAGGGUUUGAGUGGCAAAAGAUUGUUGAUGACUGGACGGAUUGGAACAAGUGGAUAGAUAACCGUGGAGGUAUUGGUGUGCCUCCAGAAAAAAGUUGGGAAUCCUGGUGGGAAAAGGAACAGGAACAUCUUCGAUAUUCUGGGAAGCGCGGUAUCAUUGUGGAGAUAUUGUUGGCAUUGCGCUUUUUCAUCUUUCAGUAUGGCCUUGUGUAUCACCUCAGCAUCAUUAAAAAUACCAAAAGUUUUCUGGUUUAUGGUGUUUCAUGGCUUGUUAUCAUUGUAAUAUUGUUAUUAAUGAAGGCUAUGUCUGUUGGAAGGAGAAGACUGAGUGCAAACUUCCAACUAUUGUUUCGGCUAAUAAAGGGCCUCAUAUUCGUGACUUUUGUUUCAAUAUUCAUUACUUUGAUAGCACUCCCACAUAUGACACUUCGAGACGUCUUGGUCUGCAUUCUUGCAUUCAUGCCUACUGGAUGGGGACUGCUACUGAUUGCACAAGCUUGUAAGCCUGUGAUACAAAAUGCUGGAUUUUGGGGAUCAGUACGGACGCUAGCUCGUGGUUACGAAAUAAUCAUGGGUUUGCUUCUAUUCACACCUGUUGCAUUCUUGGCUUGGUUCCCAUUUGUUUCCGAGUUCCAAACACGUAUGCUGUUCAACCAAGCAUUUAGCAGAGGUCUACAGAUUUCCCGUAUUCUUGGUGGACACAGGAAAGACCAAUCCUCCAAAAACAAAGAGUAAAUGGAUCACAAACAGAGCUGCUUAUCAUCAAUGGGAAUUUGCAUCCAUUUCCAUAGUUAUUACCCAACACAUAAAAAAAUCAAGUUGUAUAUAUCUUUGUAUAGGUCUUGUGGAUAUUAUUAUGUUGUACACUAAAAUGCUUUAAGAGUUUUUAGUAGCUGUUGAUCAUAGGACAUCAGGAUUUAUACGAGUUGCAAGAAUGCUAUAGUCUAUUUCUUCGAGUAGGAUGGAUGUACAUAACGUGUGCGUAUGUCUUUGAAUUUAGCUGAUGAAGGACCAGUGAAGCCCAUUUUCUAUA